AUGGUCGAUGGUCGGAAAAGGCGUUAUCUUCAGGCGGACUGCCCACCAGUCCGGAAGUUCUACCUCCCUACUCGACGGACUCAUCAACAGAGGAUUCAGCUGUUGGUAAUGCACGUCCCCGAAGGUCUCAAAGAUGAGGGUCCAGGGUCCAUCGAGGAAGGUGACAAGCCGUCGAAUGACGAUGCCUCUUUUACUGCCAUCAUCCAGCGGCUUAGCCUCGAGAACGAGAAGCUCAAGAGUGAGAUUGGUCGCCUUCAGCGGCAUGCGCACACCAUAACCCAUACAUAUACCCAUUGGGCAGCGCAAUACCGGACGCUAGAGCAGGAGACUGCACAGCAAGAACGCUCUAUAGCGAGCCUGCAAGAGAGACUACGUGUCGCAAGGGACGAUAUCUCGCAGGCGAUUCGGGUGCUGCAGCGGCACCAGUCCACCCGUCCCCACUAUAAAACCUCGGGAGGCACUGGCGCUGGAACAGCUCCUUUCUGCUGA
Messenger RNA from Aspergillus terreus NIH2624, 489 nucleotides. RefSeq lists its product as uncharacterized. The coding region runs from base 1 to 489 and encodes 162 amino acids. Lineage: Eukaryota; Fungi; Ascomycota; Eurotiomycetes; Eurotiales; Aspergillaceae. The transcript is spliced from 3 exons. The record is from RefSeq and is a predicted model, not a curated record.